CUUUCCAAUCAUCAGUCAUUCGACAGCAUUGACCUAGUCACAAGUCACCUAGUCCCUCCGGAACCAGAACCAGAUCCAGAUCUAGAGAAAGGCAGCGAUCAUGUCUAGAGUGUGUCUUCCUGUCCUGGCCAUUGUGCUCAUCCUUGCCGGAUCCUCCAAGGCAGCCAGCUUGGAGUUGCCCUCCAAUUUGUUGUCUCUCAGCUCUGGCAAGUCCUCGCAGCUGCUGCCCCUUGCCAGCGAGGAUUCCGAAGAGCUGUCUGAGAGCAGUGCUGCCUCGGCUGCCGCUGCAGCUGCUGCUCAAAGGCACGAAAAGGAUCAGGAGGAUGACUCCUCCUCCUCCGAUCGGCACUCGCAAUCCUCCAGCGGCAGCUCGGACACCAUCGAUGCCCGCCUCCUGUCUGGCAUACCCGUCUCCGUGCCCCUGCCUCUGAUUGUGGCCGCUCGCUCCGGCCUACGCACUGUCCUCACCAUCCAGGAGCCCGCUGUGGCCAAGGUGGGGGAGGUGGUGCAGCAUGUGCCCAGCGCAGUGUCCCACCAGAGCCAGACCAUUGUCCACGACCAUCGUCGCCUGGUCACACCCAUCCUGGCACCUGCAGUGCGCACCACCAAGCUCGUGCGCCAGCAGCCGCCGCUCCUGUGGACGCUGUCCUCCGCCGAUCCUCGCCUGGUUCUGCUGCGAAACUGAAGACCUGCAAGGGCACCACUGUCAUGGGAACCAAAGAUGAACCAACAAGAUGAACAACUCGCCAAAACCCAGCUCUAGCUCUACUCCCCGCUCCUCCCCAGCACACAGACUGUCUCUUCUCUGUCUUCUCUGUUCUCUGUCUUCUCUCUUUUCUGCCAUUUUCUGUAGAACUCUUCUCUGCAAUAAAGAAUUCGCAUCUGCA
Messenger RNA from Drosophila obscura, 887 nucleotides. It is a transcript of the gene retinin, whose product is annotated as retinin. NCBI's taxonomy places the organism in Eukaryota, Metazoa, Arthropoda, Insecta, Diptera, Drosophilidae. The transcript has 2 exons. The coding region runs from base 101 to 685 and encodes 194 amino acids. The record is from RefSeq and is a predicted model, not a curated record.